AUGGUAGCCCAUGUUAUGUGUUUAACCUCUACUGGAGGAAUUCCUUUAUUUUCUCGUCAAAAAGGAGAAGGAGAUACGAUGACAUUUUCAAAAAUAGCAUCUCUAUAUGGGAUACAUAUGUUUCUUAAAUCACAAAACAUUAAACUUUUAAAUACAAAUUUACCCGAUACUAUGAUAAUGUGGAAAGAGUUUGAGCAAAGUAUUACAUUAAUAGUUAUUGCAAGUGGAACUACUAAAUCUGUAUUGGAAAAAUUUCUUAAUGCUGUUUUCGGUGCAAUGAUUUUAUUUGUUGGUAUUGAAGAAUUAAAAAGUACAAAAAAUAUUGAAAAAUUAAAGAAAGAUAUCCGUUUAUGUAAUCCAAUUGUUGAUAGUUUAUUGGAAUGUCUUGAUGUUGGUGAUGGAAUUUGUUCAAAAACUGAUAUUAUCAAUAUGACAGAAUGUAUAAUGUGUCAAGAAAAUAAUUUAUUUCAGACAUGCUUAGAGGGUUAUAUGGAAUGUCUGGAUUCUAUAUAUGGAUGCAUUUUAAUACAUGGAUGUUUAGCAGUAGCUACAGAAGGAUGGUGGAAUUUAAAUCCCAUUGAAAGGAAAUUAUUAAUAACAGCUGUAAAUACAGAAGAUACUUAUACCACAAGAGACAUUCCAGUAUUUUUACCUUAUAAAAGUCCAAAUGUAGCUUUUAGAUUAGUAUCUAUUACAUUAGUCAAUCAAGUUGAAGUAUUAGCUUUAUGUGGACCAAAUCCAGAUUUAUCAGAGAUUGAAAAACUUGCUGUACAAUGUUGGAAGAAUAGUAUUGAUGCUUUACGCAAUGCAGAACAAUGCUACCCACGAAAUUUACCUUUAUCUAUAAAUCUAGAUACAGAAACGCUUGGAUUUCUUUUAACAAAUUAUAAAGCACAAAAAUUUAUUCUUGGUAAAAAUAUGCAAUAUGCAAAAAACAGAGUCAGUGGUUCUCACAGAUUGGAUAUAUUAAGAACAUUUUAUCAUCAAGCUGUUGAAACUUAUAUAUUAUCUUCAGAAUCUGAAUAUAAUUCAUCAGGUGAUAAUUGGAAAUUUAUGGGUGCAAAAGAAACUUAUUUAUGUUCAGAAUAUCAUAAAUGCUAUGCAGUUAAAGAUGGUGAUCAUAUACUUUGUAUUUUAUGUACCUCCACAGUUCCUACUCAUACAGUGAGAAUGAUUUGUCAAAAAAUGUUAAAAGCAUUACUUAUUGAUAAACAAGGAUGUUGGUAAAAAUUUAAUGUCAAUUUCUUUUUAUAAUACUCACUUUGUUAUAAUACACUUUUAUUAUUGUCAUAUUAACUGACUUUUAUAUUCUAAUACUAUUUUUAUUAUAAACAAAUAUUAUAAUAAUAAAUAUUAAAAUAGUAAUAAAUAUUAAAAAAAAUUAAUAGAAAUAAAGAUAUAAUAUGACAAUUAUUUGUAAAAUAAAUGAAAUUAAAUGUACUAUAUUAAGUAUAA
This is a messenger RNA of Apis dorsata (giant honeybee), 1455 nucleotides long. It is a transcript of the gene fy, whose product is annotated as protein fuzzy homolog. The coding region runs from base 1 to 1227 and encodes 408 amino acids. Lineage: Eukaryota; Metazoa; Arthropoda; Insecta; Hymenoptera; Apidae. The record is from RefSeq and is a predicted model, not a curated record. The transcript is spliced from 5 exons. Gene Ontology annotation, biological process: vesicle-mediated transport; non-motile cilium assembly.